GCUGUUUCCGGACUCCCAGUCCCGGCAUGCUCUGCGCCCCGGAUGUUCCCCCGGCUGUUUCCGGAGCGCGGCCUGUCAGCUGUCAGCCGGUCGGUGCUCGGGAUGGACGGCCCCCGGGUGGCUGGGGCCCCGGAGCCGUGAGAAGGGCCACACCGCGCAUGGAGGGGGAGAACAUGGAGGCCGAGGAUCCCAACCACAACAGCUGGGAGCCGCCCGCCCCCCCGGAGCCCGGGUACCCCCCCCGGAAACGGAGCGACCCCCCGGGGAGAGCCCUCCUGGGGAUCAGCAGCAACACCUCCAAAUUCCUAAUGAACGUUAUCACGGUCGAUGAUUACCGGAGCACAUACUGGCCCAAGCUGGAAAGUGCCAUCGAUCAGCUGUUAACACAGAGUCCCGGGGAAUACAUCCCAAUAUCGUAUGAGCAGAUCUACAGUUGUGUAUAUAAAUGUGUGUGCCAGCAGCACUCAGAACAGAUGUACAGUGACCUGAUGCGCAAGAUCGCGUGCCACCUAGAGAGAGUGUCUCAGGAUCUACAGGUCAGCUCUCCAGCUCAUUACAUUGAGAAGUUUAACCUGGCUCUGGGGCAGUAUAUGGGGGCACUGCAAAGCAUUGUUCCGCUCUUCAUCUACAUGAAUAAAUUUUACAUAGAAACAAAGCUUAACAGGGACCUGAAAGAUGACCUUAUACAGCUGUUUACGGACCACGUGGCAGACAAGCACAUUUAUAGCCUUAUGCCUUUAUUAUUAGAAGCUCAGUCAACGCCUUUCCAGGUGACCCCUUCGACCAUGGCGAGCAUUGUGAAAGGAUUGUACACGCUGAGACCAGAGUGGGUUCAGCUUGCACCAACGCUGUUUUCCAAAUUUAUCCCCAAUAUUCUGCCGCCGGCCAUCGAGUCUGAGCUCCAAGACUAUGCUGCGCAGGACAUGAAGCUGCAGCAAGAACUCAUGCAGAAUGGAUUCACCAGGGGCGACCAAUCUCGUAAAAGAGCAGGAGACGAAUUGACUUACAAUGGUGCAACAUCAUGUGGUAGCUCUCAGGGGUACAGAUAGGACCCCAGCCUCUUCACGUGGCCCAGGAACAUUGCACGCUCCUCAGGGUCUCUCCUAGAUUCCUGUAAUAAGUGUCGAGUGGCAUAUUUGUGUCCCUAGUCAUCCAGACCUCUCAUCUCUCCUGCCAAACACAGGCUGACGCUGACUAUUCCUUUUUAACAAGAGUCUUCUGUUGUGUACAUAUAUGUAUAUUAUUAUUAUUAUUAUUUUUUUUUUAAAAUGGAACUUGAACUCUUGCUGCUAAACACUGGGGUAAUUACUGAGCAACCGAGAAUUUUAUUUUAUCAGCAUUUUGACUUUUGCUACCCCAAUGGACUUUACCUUGCGUAAACUAAACACAAAGCCCCAUCAGUAAGCAAUACUUGCAGCCUGCCCUCCAUCCAGCAGAGGGAGCUUUUGAUCCUUGAGCUGUGAAGUGCUGUGUGUGUGAUAACCUUCUCCCACUGGAUCCUCUAUUCUCUUACAAACUUUAUUUUUAUGGCGGACUGCAUUAAACUACUCUCUCGUACAGGUCCUGGAAAUGAUGCUGUACACCUCUGUGUGAAAGAUUAACCCUGAUUAAUAGUCAUUAUCAAUUGCAUUUUUUUGUGCUUUAUAUAAACAUUGGGGGAAAAUGUAGUUUGAUUUUAUGUGUUUGCUAGAGUUGAGUUCAUCAGCCUGGAAUCUCCGCUUUGCAGUGUUGUCGGUCAAUCCACCAGCAAUGCUCCUCAAUAUAUGUCACAAUUUUAUCUCAUAUUUAUUUUUUGUCCCCGGUUCUCAAUAAUGAAACCCAUUAAAAACGCACGCUUUACUUUCA
Messenger RNA from Pelobates fuscus (common spadefoot toad), 1845 nucleotides. RefSeq names its product CDK2 associated cullin domain 1 (gene CACUL1). Gene Ontology annotation, biological process: ubiquitin-dependent protein catabolic process; positive regulation of protein kinase activity; G1/S transition of mitotic cell cycle. Bases 27 to 1049 code for a protein of 340 amino acids. Gene Ontology annotation, molecular function: protein kinase binding; ubiquitin protein ligase binding. Lineage: Eukaryota; Metazoa; Chordata; Amphibia; Anura; Pelobatidae. The transcript is spliced from 9 exons. The record is from RefSeq and is a predicted model, not a curated record.